Molecule: messenger RNA, 1883 nt
Organism: Chenopodium quinoa (quinoa)
Lineage: Eukaryota; Viridiplantae; Streptophyta; Magnoliopsida; Caryophyllales; Amaranthaceae
Product: aluminum-activated malate transporter 2-like
Exons: 6
Coding region: 105-1544 (479 amino acids)
Biological process (GO): malate transport
Cellular component (GO): plant-type vacuole membrane
Source: RefSeq, a predicted model, not a curated record
AUGACUUGUGCUGAUGUUGUCCACCUUCCACUUCUCAAUUACAACCUCCUUUCCAAAAUAUAAAUUAUAACCAAAAAAUUAAAGCGAAUUUCAAUUCUAACCAAAUGGCCACCAUGAAUGUUGUUUCAUCUCCAAAUAAUGAAACAAAAGGUGGUUGUACCCGAGCAUGCCAAUAUCUAAAGUCCUUGCCUAAGAGUGUAAAGGACAAUGUUGUCAACUUUACCCUCGAGGCCAAAAAAUUAGGGCAAGAUGAUCCUAGAAAGAUUUAUCAUGCCUUAAAAGUCGGCUUUGCUAUAACAGUUGUUUCUUUGUUCUAUUACUUCCAAGCUCUCUAUAAUGGAUUUGGUGUCUCUGCUAUGUGGGCUGUUAUCACUGUUGUUGUCGUUUUUGAGUUUACAGUUGGAGCAACCUUGGGAAAAGGUUUAAAUAGGAUGAUCUCCACUUGUGUGGCAGGGUUUCUAGGGGUGGUGGCCCAUUACUUGGCUGAUCUUUCAGGGGAGACAGGGGAACCUAUUUUACUUGCUCUCUUUGGCUUCAUAGUAGCUUCUAUACUUACAUUCAUGAGAUUUUUUCCAAAGUUGAAGGCAAAAUAUGAUUAUGGACUGAUGAUCUUCAUCCUAACCUUCGCUUUGGUGGCGGUUUCGGGAUAUCGGGAUGAUGAGGUGAUAAAGAUAGCCCAACAAAGGCUGGCCACGAUCUUGAUAGGAAGUUGCAUUGCCAUGCUUAUUUGCAUACUUAUUUCCCCUGUUUGGACAGGAGCUGAACUCCACAAUCUCAUUGCUUCCAACAUGGAAAAACUUGGCAAUUUCUUAGAAGGAUUUGGAAGUGAAUAUAUGACAACAAAGGACGAAAAGUCAAAAGAGGAGAAGUCUUUUCGUCAACAAUACAAAAGUGUACUAGGUACCAAAAGCACCGAAGAGACCAUGGCAAACUUUGCAUUUUGGGAGCCUAGCCAUGGCAAGUUUAAAUUCCGUCAUCCAUGGAAGCAAUACCUUAAAAUUGGAGCCUUAAUUCGAAAGUGCGCCUAUAGUAUUGAUGCUCUCAAUAACUACCUUAACCCCGACAUCCUACAAAUGCAGACACCAGAAGAAAUCGAAGAAAUGAUGAGAGAAGCAUGCAAAAAAUUAAGCAACGAAUUAGGCAAAGUACCAAAGGAGGCAGCUAUAGGGUUAAAGAAGAUGAGGAAGACAUCAACACCAAAAACACAAUUAGCCGAAACAAAAGAAGCAGCUAAAGAGCUAAAAAGGUUGUUACAAGACACAAGUGUUUGGGAAAAAAGCAAUCUCUUAGAUGUUUUACCAGCAGUAACGGUAGCAUCGAUACUAAUCGAUAUCGUUGAUUGUGUAGAGAGCAUAACAGAGGCGGUACACGAAUUAGCUUCCAUGGCGGAUUUUAAGACCAUGGACAAUGAAAUAGUCUGCCCUGAAAAAGAGCUCUCCCAGAUAGUUGUUGUUGGGGAUGUCACUGAUAUUGACACUCAUGUUCCUGAUCAUCAGAAAGUGACAACUUCAUCAGCUGAAUCAGAAACCAAAACUUCUCACUAAAAAAAAAUUAUAUUGUAUGCAUAUUCUACGUCCGUACUAUCAAGAUGCACGUAUAGUAGAUUAGUAGCUGUGUAAAUUGUCAGUUAUCCACUUUCUUUUUUUUUUUUUUUUUGUUGGCAAAGUGUAUCCACUAUCCAGUUAUAUACUUACAUACAAUUACUCGGCUACAAAUAAUUAAGAAUAACUUAGGUUGAGUUGAAACAUUACUCAUUCUUAUGAUCAUAGUCUGUAUAAUUACACAUAUAAACAACAAAAACACAUAAUAAUAUAUGAUUAUGUAUCAUGCACUUCGAAUUCACAGUGCAUUAUAAUGUUUCUAUAAUCAUAUUUAUGUUUCUA